Molecule: messenger RNA, 3565 nt
Organism: Larimichthys crocea (large yellow croaker)
Lineage: Eukaryota; Metazoa; Chordata; Actinopteri; Sciaenidae
Gene: prr16
Product: proline rich 16
Exons: 3
Coding region: 715-1719 (334 amino acids)
Biological process (GO): positive regulation of translation; positive regulation of cell size
Source: RefSeq, a predicted model, not a curated record
CCAUCCUCUGCGCCCGGACGCUGGUGGCUCAGACUCUCCACGGAGGCUGCGAUGGAGGCAGGAUGAAACUGAUUGGGUGUUUUUCGGAGGAAAGUGCCUCUGGGUUGUCGUCACCUGGUGGUUUUCUGGGGUGUUUAAUCACUAGAAGCAUAUAUUUGAGCAAAAAGAAGGAGUGCGUUACAAUUUUAUCGAUGCCCGAGGAUUAUGGACCAUUACAAUAACGACCGGCUGUGGAUAAACUGCCCGUUUACUCUUUGUUCAUCUUCGUGGGUUUUCUCUUUAUUUACUAUCUCUACACGUUUUCAACGGACAUUUGCUCACCCCCCCUCCUCCCCAAAAAAAGAAAAGAAAAUGUUGAAUUUAGCGCUUACGCGACGUGAAGGAUGUUCGUGGCACUGUGUCAUUUUUUUGUCGCCGCACAUGAAGGUGUGAAAGGUGGACAAACCUGUGGACAGGCGCCGUUUUCGGAGCAGACAGUAUGAUGCGAUAUUUUGACAUAAACGUUAUUUUUUGUGUUACGCUCUAUUGCGCAUGCCUAGUUGUUGAUAUUGAACGCUGCCCGACGCCACUUCGCUCCGUCCUGGCCGUGAUGUAGGAGCAAAAGUGAAAAGGGGAGCGGAGGACUAAAAUAAUGCGUUGGCAAAGUGGCAACGUGGAGCCAAAAGGAUUUGACUUUAGAUCCUUCACGAAAUAGAUUGUGCCAUAAACUGAAGAAUGUCAGGGACACCAAAUGCAGAUGCUGAAGGAGUAGUCUCCAAAGUACAAGUCAAAAAGGAGAUCAAGACAAUCGUGGAGAAUUUGGAAACCAUCCUGGGAGACCUCAAGGAUGUAGCCAAAGAGCUUAAAGAGGUUGUUCAUGACAUUGACACCCUGACUUGUGAUCUGCAACUGGAGGAGGACGGCUUGACAGACAGCUCUAAGACAGACACGCUCAACUCCAGCUCCAGUUCCACCACCACCACUACCACUGCUUCCAGCUUGGAGAAGAUGAAGCUUUUCCCCGAUGACUGCAUCUUCAAACUACCUGCACCCAUCGCCCCGGCCCCUGUCAACCCUCCUGCAGUCCUGACUGUGCUCAAGAAACCUCACCCACCCCUUCCGCCCCCCAGACUUACCCCACUAAGAGCCGAGGAUCACAACAUAAAGAAUCUGCCUCAUCCAACGUUAGUGUUAUCAGGGAAUUUAUCCAAGGCAUCCGGGUCUCUAAUGAGGAAUGGUGGGGUUUUUUCAUUGAAAGCAAACAGGGAUUUAUUCUCCUCCACGCCUUGUUUCAUUUCUAGUGACAGUGGAAUCCCUGAGUCGGGUCUUGUUCCUACAUUACCCAGGCCCAUGCCCCUUCUCCGCCAUGAAAAGAGUAAAUGCCCCAAGGACCCUGGCAGGGAAUCUCGUGAGAGAGAGCGUGUCCGUUUCAGUGAGAAGGUCCAGUACCAUGGCUACUGCCCAGACUGUGACCUCCAAUAUGAUGUAGACGACACAGAACUACACUUACAGGCUGAGCUAAAUGACUUGAGGCUAAGCCCAGUGCAUUGCUGCUCUCCCCCCUCCCCUCCUCUUCCACAUGCUCUUCCUCAUGAACUAAUGUUGGAAAACGGCGGUCUCUCAGUGAGCCACAGUUUCCCACCAACAACAAACACUCCUCCACCUUGUGUGCCUCCUCACCCGCCUUCCCUCAAGCCCCAGAAAACAAUCCUACGCAAAUCAACAACUACCACGGUUUGACGCCGAACCCCUUGUUCUGUCUAACUUAAACAUUGUUGAAUCAUUCAUAGUGUUUUCUACUUUAUGAGCGCUUUCUACUCCAGCUGAACUUUGGAUUAUCCAAACAGAGAGAGGAAGGGCUGGGAAAUAGGAAACAAAAGGAUGGAUAAAGUGAGUGGAACAGAGAGAAAGGCACUGCCAUGGGCUCUGAGACGUACACAUAGAGAUCCGGAAGAACUGGGCCCAUUGAGAUACAAGUGGACGGGAUACUUGUUUCAUACACUGAUCUGAUCCACGACCCUGGUUGAUCACUGAAGAAGGAGCCAGAGCCGAGGCCAAGCUUCAAUUUUCAAUUUUCUUUUUUUUAACAUAAAACGCUAAUGGCUCUUAACCGCCAGGAGACAAGAUCAUCUAGACAAAUUCAUACUUUGACUUUUGAGCACUGAACGACCUCCAGGCACAUUUGUGCCAGGGCAAUGCUACUGUGAAACUGGGGAAAGAGGAAGGGCAGUCACUGUAUGUACGUGCAUACAUAUUGAUGAGUUUAUAGAUGUGGAGGUGAUAUUUUUGUUACACAGGACACGUUUAGAAUGCUGUUGAAACCCUAUAAUCAAAAGUAAAGAGGCAAGUUUAGACGAAGAGGUACCAGAUGGGGUUAAAUGAUGUCAGCCAGCAUUUGAUUGAUGUCUACACAGACUUUUGGUCUGUGCAUACUCAGAUGGAAAUCAAUAACUCCACUCAACCGAUGGAAUUAGCCUUUUAAGAAUCGUAAUUGUUUGUGUCUGGAGUGCCCGACAGAUCUGCCUGUGAGCAAAACGCUGCUCUGCUGGACUGCAGAUAAGGAGAAAAUAUUUUGUCAGUAUGCACAAUCACAGUGUAUUUUUGGAAAGACUAAUGGUUUGUAAUGAAUGAUGAUGUGGUCACUGAUCUGUGUCCAGACAUUAAGUUCAUUGUACAUCAAAUCUAUGUGCUCAACUGGUGCCAUGAAAGCUAUGUUUUGUUUUUUUCAUGAUAACAUGCAGAGAUUCGGUAUUGUGGCAUAGUUACAGCUUUAAAGGAUCCUUGAAGAAGUAAUAAUUUGCAUCAAAUUUUCUUUGUAUACAAAUAUACAUGUACAUGUUUGAUAUCUAUAUAUUUCAGACAUUUUUCUACAGAGACUUUAACAUUUAAAGAGAUGAUAUUUUUGAUAUUGUGUUAGAUGACUGAGAGGUACUUUGACGAAAGCUGACAUUCCCUUGAGGUAUAUGUUUUUCAGCAGAGCAUAGCAGGAUGAGUUAUUUAUAUAUAGCAACAGGAUGGUGUUUGUAUGGAUGAACACCAAGUGCUUCAGUAUUAUCACUUUAAGAGACUAUACAGAUGAGCUGUAUUGUGAGAAAGAAAAUGUAAAGUGGAGAAGACAAAUGGCGUUAACCAAAUACCUAGUUGUGCUUUAUCAGACUGGAGGCAUGGGGCUGAAUGAAUGCAUGACUGACUCUUCACUUUGUCCUGCCAUCACUGUGUUUUUCUAUGCAUUUCUGUGGAGAGGCUGUCUGUUGGUGGGUCAAACACACAGGGUGCUCUGCUGUCCAUAAUAUAUAAUAUAAGAAAGAUUCCCUCUCAUUUCCUCAUAUGAUGUGAAUCGGGUUAUUUCUGUAGCCACUAUAAAGCUGACAAAUGUCCUAGUUUUUAUCACAUUGCUUAAGCCGGGGUUUUCAAAGUCUGACACCAGGAUGUCUAUGGAUCGUGAUAAUGCCAUACACACUGAAAAACAGAGCCAAAAUAGUCUCAUAUGGCUGUUUGACAUCUUUUCUGAUUAUUAAGUUUCGAGAAGAUACACUUUAUCUAUUAAGAAUAAAUCACAUUGUUACAAUCGUUUCAUGAGAAAAGG